Molecule: messenger RNA, 4706 nt
Organism: Oncorhynchus nerka (sockeye salmon)
Lineage: Eukaryota; Metazoa; Chordata; Actinopteri; Salmoniformes; Salmonidae
Product: leucine-rich repeat-containing protein 4-like
Exons: 1
Coding region: 1319-3370 (683 amino acids)
Biological process (GO): excitatory synapse assembly; synaptic membrane adhesion; modulation of chemical synaptic transmission
Cellular component (GO): plasma membrane; postsynaptic density membrane; glutamatergic synapse
Molecular function (GO): protein binding
Source: RefSeq, a predicted model, not a curated record
UCUCUAUUUUUCCCUCACUGAUACUGAGGAGAAGACAAAAACACUCUCUCCUUCAACUGCUUUUUCCUCUCCCUCUCUGCUUCUCUUUCUCUAAAGCGUAGCUCCGGCAGCACUGCGCUCCCUCUCCUCCUCCUCCCCUCUCUCUAACCAGCACCCCCAUCUCUCCACCUCUCCCCCACCCCCUCAGGAAGAAUACUGCUAACUGUGCUGCACGCGGCAGGCUGCAGCUGCUAUAGCCACGGCCAGGCAAACCAUCGCAGGGACAGGACCAGAAGAGAAGAGAGAAAAAGAGAGGACAUUGGGAUGACUGCGUCAGGAGUCCUUUAGCUUUUUUCUCUCUCUCUCUUUCUCCAUCCAUCAGAGCGGGGCGAAUCAGGCACCAGCUAGCCUUCGGCAAAGUCACCGAGACGGAGGGCUCUCAGCCGACAUACACACAGAAACACAGAAACACACACACACUCACGAGGACCUGCUAGACCGGUGGAUUUAAAAAAAAAUGUAUUGUCAUUUUUUUCCUUUCUGCUCGGUGUGUCUGGCUUUUACUGCUUGAUGGAACAGUGUGAUUCGUCAACAGAGGGGCUGUGUGUCUGCGGCUGCAGGCAGGGAGAGGGGGAGAGGAGGAGGGCCGGGGGACGCCAGUCACCUGCUUAGCUUAACCCACACGGCCUGUCCUUUCCCACCGAGCCUCUAGUCUCUACACACUGCUCUGCUCCACUCUCACCACCGGCUAACAGGAGACAUUUUGUUCCAUUAGUUAACACAGGGACAUUACCACCACUUUCCAGAUUGAAGGAGAAGAACUGAAUAUAAAUACACUUUUCACAUUUCUGUUUUUCCAUGGAAAGGGAAAUAUACAUGACUCUAGUUCCUGAUUGUUUUUUGUGAUAUUCAGAAAGGAAGAAACAAGGGACCGUUUAAGAACUAAUGAGGUAGGUGAUCACUGCAAAAUCUUUCCUUUACUGCUGCUCUGCCUUCACAUAAUCUCUCUCUGCCUCCCUCUCUUCCCCCUCUCUCCCUCUUUCACUCUCUCUCUUCCCCCUAUCUCCCUCUUUCACUCUCUCUCUUCCCCCUCUCUCCCUCUUUCACUCUCUCUCUUCCUCUCGCCCCCUAUCACUCUCCAUCUCUCUUUCUCGCUUCCUCUCUCCGUCUCCCUUUUUCUUUUUUCUCUUUCUCUCUGUGUCUAUCUCUGUGUAGCGUCACCCAGUCUCGUCGAUGGCGUGGCGAAUCCUGUCCUUGCUCCAGCCAGGGUAGGAGGGUGGUGCGUCCUCCUCUAGUGUCCGUCUCGCCCCAACAUGCUGAACAAUGAGCCCUCCGCAACAUGAGUACUGUGGGCCGGGUUUCUCUGCAGCCCACCUGGAACGCAGCCCUGCUCGCCCUGCUAGCCCUCACCAUGGUGCCAGCUCUCAGUGUGUGCCAGCCUGCCGGCCUGGGUCCUCCCCCCAACCCCCAGAACUGUCCGGUGGUGUGCUCCUGCACCAACCAGAUCGGUAAGGUUGUGUGUACACGCCGUGGCCUGGUCAGGGUUCCCCCCGGGAUCCCCACCAACACCAGGUACCUCAACCUGAUGGAGAACAGCAUCGAGACCAUCCAGGCUGACACCUUCAGACACCUACACCAUCUGGAGGUGCUGCAGCUGGGCAGGAACGCCAUCAGGCAGAUUGAGGUGGGGGCCUUCAACGGCCUCACCAGCCUCAACACCCUGGAGCUGUUUGACAACAGACUGACGGGGAUCCCCAGUGGGGCUUUUGAGUACCUGUCCAAGCUGAGGGAGCUGUGGCUGAGGAACAACCCCAUUGAAAGCAUCCCCUCCUAUGCCUUCAACAGGGUGCCCUCUCUGAUGAGGCUGGACCUAGGGGAGCUCAGGAGGCUAGAGUACAUUUCUGACGGGGCCUUUGAGGGCCUGCAGAACCUCAAGUACCUGAACCUAGGGAUGUGUAACCUCAGGGAGAUGCCUGUCCUGUCUCCCCUGACUGGCCUGGAGGAGCUGGAGAUGUCUGAGAACACUUUCCCUGAGAUGAAGCCUGGCUCUUUCCGCGGCCUGCGCUCGCUACAGAAACUCUGGAUUAUGAACUCUGGGAUCACCGUGAUCGAGAGGAACGCCUUCGAUGACAUCACAGCACUGGUGGAGCUGAAUCUAGCCCAUAAUAACCUGUCAUCUCUCCCCCACGACCUCUUUGCCCCGCUGCAGUACCUAGUGGAGCUCCAUCUCCACCACAACCCCUGGAGGUGUGACUGUGACGUGGUCUGGCUGUCCUGGUGGCUCAGGGAGUACAUCCCCACUAACUCCACCUGCUGCGGCCGCUGCCACUCCCCUGCCCACAUGAGAGGACGAUACCUGGUGGAGGUGGACCAGACCACAUUCCAGUGCUCUGCUCCCUUCAUCCUGGAUGCUCCCAGGGACCUCAACAUCUCUGCAGAGAGAGUGGCUGAGCUCAAGUGUCUUACGGCCGCCAUGUCAUCGGUCCGAUGGCUGCUUCCUAAUGGGACCGUUCUGACCCACGGCUCGUCUCACCCUCGGAUCUCUGUCCUCAAUGAUGGAACGCUCAACUUCUCCAACGUUUUGCCAUCGGACAAGGGUGUCUAUACUUGCAUGGUGACUAACAUGGCAGGUAACUCCAACGCCUCAGCCUACCUGAAUGUCAGCAAUGCUGAGCUCAACACCUCCAACCUGUCCUAUUUCACUACAGUGACUGUGGAGGUGCUGGAGCCCACUGUAGAAGAGACCCCCAAACCCAAACCCACAGUCCCAGCCUCGCCCUCAGUGUUCCAGCCCGUCUUCAUCUCCACGCCCACCAUGCUGCUCCAGAGCACCCAGACCCCCCGCCAGGUGUCUCUCCCCACAGCCCGUGGCCCCACCCACCCCUCCGCCAGCCUGGACGAGGUCGUGAAGACAACCAAGAUCAUCAUUGGCUGCUUCGUUGCCGUGACGCUCCUUGCCGCUGCCAUGUUGAUCGCCUUCUACAAGCUGCGUAAGCGGCACCAGCAGCGGAGUACGGUGGCAGUGGCGAGGACCAUCGAGAUCAUCCAAAUGGAUGAGGAGGUUCCCGAGGUUCCCCCGGCCAGGUCAGGUUCUAGCGAGUCUGAGGAGAUGGGGCUGGCUCUGCCCACCAUCUUAAAAGCAAGAUACAUCUCAUCAUCCUCAUCGUCCUCCCACAGAGACAGAGACAGAGACAAAGACAGAGACAGAGACAGGGACAGAGCUGCCUACGGGGCUCACUGGACCCAUAACAACCUGGGAAACUCCCUGCACCGUUCCUCCAGCCGCCAGCAUCAUCAGCAGCACCACCACAGCCUCAUCAGCACCAUCGCAGAGCCCUACGUCAUUAAGACCACUCACACCAAGGAGAUGGUCCAGGAGACCCAGAUCUAAGGGACUCAUGCUGGCCUUACUGUGGAUCUAACUGUGUGGAUCUAACUGUGUGGAUCUAACUGUGGAUCUAACUGGGUGGAUCUAACUGGGUGGAUUUCUAUAUGGAUCUGACUCUACUCCCUCCUCUCUUCCUCUCCUCACUGCUCACCAGUCCAUGCAAUAGAAUGCACAAAGAAGACGGUAACUUUCUUUUGUACAGAGUGCAAAAUGGAGACAGUUUUAUCUAUCUUGUACAUGCUUAUACAUAAAUAUAGAAAUGUAAAAAAUAUACAUCUAUAUAACUUAAUCUAAUAUGGGGAUGGUGUUGGGAUUAUGUAUCAAAGAAGAAAGUAAAAUUUAAACUAUUUUCUAAUAACUUGUAAGUUCUAUUUAAAAGCGAGAGAUGUUGAGGUCUCGAUGAUGGUAUGUUUGAUUGAUUGAGGGAGGAGCUGUCUUGAGGGAAACUGUUCUUUUUGUCAUUUAGACCAUUUAGGAUGUAGUACAAGCCCUUUAUACCCACAGCAGUUUAUAAAACAACAAGCCCUAACAUCAGAUCAGGCUUCGCAGGUACAUCUUAUAAAAGUGGCAGUUUGUACUGUGCCAAACGUUACAAAUACAAUAAAGGACUCCGGAAGAUUAUGAAAACCAACAGCCACAUCCUAGCAAAAUCUAGACAGAAAGACAGAGAGUAAUUUGUCGAGGGAGAGACGUAGAGAGAAGAGCAUAGAUUUUGCUGUUCAGUAGCUAUCAGCCAAAUGGUUUUAGACUGCAGUGAAUUUCUGCAGCUAAGGUUUAACCCUUUGUUUUCCGGAGCACAGCUACACAUCUAUCUAAAAACAGCUCUUUAUGUUACUGAAUCUAAACCCAUUUAGUACGGUUGUAUUUGAUUUACCCCAGGUUCCCUUGGCUAAGAUGAAGGACAGGCUAUUAUGAACAGAGAUUUGGUGUGGUUUCUUCAUGCAGAUUUAGGUUGUAUUGUUCUUUUUUAUUUUUGUCUUGGGUUGUGACAUGCUUCUUAAUGGCAUGUGUAGUGUUUAGGGUUAAUGUAGUGCUGCAUUACAGUGGUUCUCUGUCUGCUCUCUGUAAGGGCUCGUUCUAAUGGUAAUCCCUCACAGUUACAGACGUGGUGCAGAGAGACUGGGGUUUGCUGACCAAUCUGCUUUUGGAAGAAAAAAAGGAGCUGGGCUGAAAUUAAAUGAAUGUCUGGACAUUGGGCUUGUUUCUCUAUGGACUUCAUUGAAACAAUGAAAUUGUUUUUUCUUUUCCUUAUUUUGGGUAUUAUUUCGAGCAACACUAUUUUUAUGGGGUGUCUAUAAGGAGGCUACAAAAAUAAAACCUUUAGUUUUGUAUUUCUCUA